Molecule: messenger RNA, 3393 nt
Organism: Thyridium curvatum
Lineage: Eukaryota; Fungi; Ascomycota; Sordariomycetes; Thyridiales; Thyridiaceae
Exons: 9
Coding region: 1-3393 (1130 amino acids)
Biological process (GO): DNA-templated transcription
Molecular function (GO): oxidoreductase activity; DNA binding; zinc ion binding
Source: RefSeq, a predicted model, not a curated record
AUGGACGCCGUCAUAUUCUCUGGGCCGCUCCAGAUCACAGUGGAACGAAGGCCCAAGCCUGAGAUCCAAAACCCUGUUGAGGCUAUUGUUAAGGUGUCCGCUGCUGGCAUAUGUGGAAGCGAUUUGCACAUGUACCGGGGUCACCAGCAGACCAAAACUGGACAUAUUAUGGGCCACGAGUCUGUUGGCAUCGUAGAAUCAAUCGGGUCCGAUGUCUCCAAAGUGAAACCUGGCGACAGAGUCAUUUGUCUUUUCUCUGAUGUUUGCAUGACAUGCUGGUAUUGCAAACAUGGAUACACAAACCGCUGUUCCAACGGCGGAGCUUCAUAUGGCAGUCAGCUACUCGACGGCUCGCAGGCUGAAUACGUACGGAUCCGACACGCAGAUGCGAGCCUGUUCCCCGCUCCGCAAGGGAUGGACGACAAGACACUGUUGAUGAUGUGCGACAUCUUUCCGACUGGAUAUUACGGAGUGACUCGAGCGUUGACCUUCUUCGGCGCCAACUCUGAUUAUCCUGCUACCAAUGGAACAACUCAUGAUUCUGAAUUCAUCCAACAAAACAUACGCGAUGCAGUCUUCGUCAUCCUGGGCUGUGGCCCUGUUGGUCUCUGCGCUGUUCUGACCGCUCGUGCCAAGGGCGUUUGCAAGCUUUACGCGGUCGAUUCAGUGGAUGAUCGGCUCGAGGAAGCACAACGUUUCGGUGCAACACCCCUCAAAUUGGGCCGGGAUGACGUGAAGAAGAUCGUCUCGGAUGCAACAGAUGGCAGAGGUGCGGAUGCGGUGGUCGAGGUCGUAGGUAACCCUGCAGCUCUUCGCUCCGCCUACGACCUUGUCCGACCGUGUGGCGUCAUCUCCUCUGUUGGGUUUCACCAGGGUGAUCUACCGUUCACGGCUUUGGAGGCGUACUCGAAGAAUGUGACCGUGAACUUUGGACGUGCUCCUGCACGCAAAGUCUUUCUUGAGGCCCUGGAGCUGUUACAGACUUUCAAGGAUAAGCUCGCAGGUUUCUUCACACAUGAUCUUCCGUUGAGCGAGGCCGCUAAGGGCUAUCAGAUGUUCAACAAACAACUAGCUAGAAAGAUGCGACACCGCAGAUCAUGGCUUGUGAGCCGUGCCACUUACGAAAGACGCGCUGCGACAGAAAGAGGCCCCAGUGCGGCACCUCUGGAAGCCUCUCGGCUCGAAGCCUUGGAGAACAAGGUCCGCUCGUUGGAGCAGGAAAACGAGCAAUUGAGGAGACAGGGGCCAGCUGCCGGACCUUCGCCGGGGCAUCUUACAACGGGUCAGGAACACAUCGAAACCCACUCUCCGGCAGGCAACCCGGAGCCGUCACCCCGGAGACCGACACCAGGCCCAACGGAAUUUCGAGAUGCUCCUAUCGCUGACAACAACCCGAGACCAUCCGGCCCAUCCAUGCCGGCAACCCAGCCACGCUUUUACGGCUCGGUCGCCGGGGUGGACUUUGUGGACCUCGUAGAGAGCGUGGUCGACGUGUCGGGCAUGUCCAAUGGCGUCUUCAACAUGGUCACUGCCGAGCUUCAUCACUCCGAAACUUCGCCGUCAACCCAGCUGUCCUCGUCGUCACGGAUACCCGACAGGCAAGUGGCCAAUCAGCUCAUUGCGGUGUACUUCCAGCACUGGCAUGUGACAUUUCCUCUGUUGUACCGCCCGGCUUUCCUCGAGCUUGUCGAGGCCGUUUACGAUGAUGCGUCCUUCUAUGGACAGAAUCCUGCUGCGGCGUUUGCAUUCGACAUAGUCCUUGCCCUGGGUUCUGCGGCUCUCAAGCGAUCGGAUUGGUCUUUCAAAGACACUGAAGCACACUUUGCACGAGCUUCAAGCAAGCUCGACGAGGUCUUGCGGUACAGAGAUGUCCGUGCCCUCCAAGCCCUUCUGCUGUGCUGCCAAUAUGGCAUACACGCGAGUUUACGAGACACCGCCGAGGAGAUGUGGCAUCUAUUGGGCCAAGCCGGACGACUUUGUGUCGAGCUCAGUCUGCAUCGGUCAAGAUUAUCACCUCGCUCUGCCAAGAAUAGCAUUCACUUGACUGGUCCUAUUCCGUCCUCGGUGGAGAUUGAGAUGAGGCACAGGUGUUUCUGGUGCUUCUACAGCCUGGAUCGGAUUGUGAAUGUGAUGCUCAGCAGACCACUGACGCCGUCUGACGAUGACAUUGAUACCCCAUUACCUUCCCACUUCAACGACGAAUACAUCGCACACUCUCCGCCGAAUACAGACAUACACUCUCCAGCUCCCCCAACAAGCAUAUCACCGUUUUUACAAAUGAUCAGCCUACGCCGCACGAUGUCCAGGAUACACCGAAUGCUUUACACGAGCACAAACACCAGACUGCUCUCAGCCGAACCGCGCGAGGCCAUCCGCCAAGAGCUCCUCAGCGAGCUCGACGACUGGAGGGCCAGUAAUGAGCGCCUACUGAAACUAUCUCCCAAAUCCUCCCUGGACGGCGUGCUAUCCGCGUUCACAGAUCGAAAUUGGUACGAGGCGCUCUACCACAACGCGGUGCUCCUCCUGUACAGGCCAUCAACAGCCUUCCCGCACCAGAGCCUGCAGAGCUCCGUCGCCAACGAAGACAACCUCAAGGCAAUGUGGGACGCAUCCAGGGCAACCAUACACAACUACAAGCACGUGCUCGGGGCCCGCAAGCUCAACUACUCCUGGAUCUGCCUCUACAGCAUCUUCAUCGCCGGCCUGUCCAACGUCUACAGCGUGGGCCGGUGUGCCCAGCGGCGAGCCACCGACCGGACGAGCUUCCUCCCGCCGGUGGUCGAUGUCGUCGACGACGUCCGCGAAUGCUCCAAUAUCUUGACGGCGAUCUGCGAGCGCUGGGACGACGCCCGGAGCUCCUGUGAGAUCUUUAGCCGCCUCAGCAACGGAGCCAUCAGGGAGCUGCUCAAGGCCCAGGCAUCACAGGAUGACGCCCCGAAUACCACUCAGACGGCCCCAGCAGUUGUUGGCCAGUCGUUGAUGCCCGCAGAUACGGGCUAUGGGGCUCAGAUGCCGGAGUGGAGUGGCGCCGGUAGCCAGUCGAGACGCCCCGGGACGGCUGGCGGGCUUGACCCAAUGGCAAACACGGUCCCACCGCAGUCAGACAAUAUCCAUGACUUCCAGCAGUUGUUUCAAGACGUACAAACCAGUUUCUACGAUCACGGGUUUGAUGGGUCGAAUGAGUGCGACACUCACGUACCUGAAGGACGAAGGCGAUGCCAGGCGGGAACAUCCCAGGUCAUUGCUGAAUUCUUGCAUACCGCUAUGGAUGGCGAGAGCGAGAGCAUUCAGCAACACAUCGACAAGCAAGAUGCGAUUGCAGGGACCAAGCGAGACGAGAUCCCCUCAAAAGUGGGAGGAUCGGCCCAGGACAGCAGAAAGACUUGCUCGUGA